AUGGAUGCAUUUCGUCAAACAUUUAGCAAAGGUUCAUUCAACGUAAUUAUUUUGGUUACGGAUUACUAUAAAAAUUCCACGGCGUUGAUGGACUACAUUCAAGUCGGAGAGUUGUUCAUUACGAGUGACAAGAGCGCUGACAAGACUGGCUGUCUGGACGUGUUUUACAAGAAUUCAAAGUAUAUAUUUUUCUUAAAAAAUGCAAUAUCGUCGAGCAAUACAACCUAUCAAGUAAUCGCGAAUCCCAUUCGGUUCAAAGAGCAAAUCAGCGCAAUGAUACGUGCAUUAACUUGUUCUGGAUGCUAUGCACCUACAAUCGAGAAAUUAACGAAUCAGCAGUUGCAACACGGCAGCACUCUGACGAUGACAUGCGCAGUCAAAGGACGUCCAAGACCUGUGAUACUUUGGCUCAAAAACGGCAGAUCCAUUAACCUGGCGGAUAAAGGUAUAACAGUGGAACAAAUAAGGCCUUCAGAUGAAGAUACGGAAUCUGUCCUUGAGAUAACGAAUGUUAUACGAAUUGAUUCAGGAGAAUACAAAUGUCUUGCUUCCAAUCAUCUCGGAGAAGCUAGUGCAACAUUUUCACUUCGAGGUAAGUAA
This is a messenger RNA of Dicrocoelium dendriticum, 600 nucleotides long. Lineage: Eukaryota; Metazoa; Platyhelminthes; Trematoda; Plagiorchiida; Dicrocoeliidae. The record is from the annotation of a GenBank genome assembly.